Molecule: messenger RNA, 1344 nt
Organism: Musa acuminata AAA Group (dessert banana)
Lineage: Eukaryota; Viridiplantae; Streptophyta; Magnoliopsida; Zingiberales; Musaceae
Product: F-box/LRR-repeat protein 12-like
Exons: 2
Coding region: 149-1090 (313 amino acids)
Cellular component (GO): cytoplasm
Molecular function (GO): protein binding
Source: RefSeq, a predicted model, not a curated record
AUUGGCCAUGGAUACAGUGAAUCAGCUCUUCUUUGUGGCUUUGAGCCUGCUAGCUCAACCUCUCAAAAGUAUUCAAUAAAAACACGUGCUCUACAAUCUUCGGAACAGAACUAGUUCAUCUGUUGUUCAUGUUAUAAAUAAACCAAAAAUGGAUGGUCAAUUUGAGAGGGUUAAUUUGUACCUGCCCGAUGAUUGUCUGUUAAUGAUCUUUCAGAAGCUGCAGAACAGAGCAGACCGUAAUGCAUUUGGCUUGACAUGUCAUCGUUGGCUCCAGAUUCAAAACAUUGCUCAGCGAUCAUUGGCUCUUCAGUUCUCAUAUGACCCAAAUAUAUACAGGAACUAUGUUAUUUAUCUUCCAAGGCUUUUGACUCGUUUUCCACAUCUCAGCUCAAUAUCUCUAGCAGGGUGCACAGAGCUGCCUGAUUCAGCCUUACUAAGGUUACGAGAUUUUGGGUCAAACAUUAGGUACCUGUCAUUAUAUUGUUGUUUUGGCAUCUCUGAACAUGGUCUUGCUCAUGUCUCUACAGGAUGCCCCCAUUUGGUAUCUAUUACUCUUUACCGUUGUAAUAUUACAGAUAUUGGGUUGAGAAUACUUGCCAAACAUUGCAAAGUUUUGGAGAAUAUAGAUCUAUCUUAUUGCAUGCAAAUCUCUGAUCGAGGGAUCAAUGCACUCUCAAGUGAAUGCACUAAACUCCAUUGUCUGGUGAUAUCAUACUGCAAGGCUGUAAGAGGCAUUGGUUUUGCAGGAUGUUCAUCAACUUUAACUUAUUUAGAAGCUGACUCAUGUAUGCUUACACCAGAGGGAUUGUCAGAAGCUGUUAGUGGUGGUGGGCUUGAGUACCUGAACAUCUCUAAUCCACGAAUUUGUGUAGGUGCCGAUGGCUUGGCUAUGAUUGGUGCUGGAUCUGCCACAAAGCUUCGGUACUUAAAUCUACGGAUGUGUCGGUUCGUUAGUGAUGACUCAGUGAUAGCCAUAGCACAAGGAUGCCCAUUGCUUGAGGAAUGGAGUCUUUCUGUUUGCCAUGAGUGUUGUAUAUGCAUGGUUGUCAUCGUGUCAGUUACACGGGAUUGGAGACAUUCAAGAUGCUGAGGCAAGAUGUGCAGAUAAGAAGAGAGGGAUGUGUUUCGGUUGGGCCUCCCAUCAAUAAAUUUUUUGCUUAUUAAGGUGGCAUGCUGGGACUCUUAGAAUCUAGGGAGCAUGCAUAUUUUUACCUUCUACUUGCAUGAAAUGAUGCUGAACUUCCUGAUAAGUUUGAUUGAACAGGUAUAUAUGCUAAUGAAUGAGGUCCUAAAUCGAAAUUAUUAAUAAAAUGGUACUGAAUAUGAGCCCAUUCAUAAUUCCAA